AUGUUCCUCUCUUCAUCACUUUUCAUCCUUUUUUUUAGUUUCUCUUUCUUGAUCUCUUUUUUUUUCUUUUUAUCUUUCAUUGCAGUUUUGACUUCUUUUUUUUUUCUCUUGAUCAGUAUCCCUCUCAGUAAUCCUUUUUCUUUCUUUCAACAUAUCUUCCUCUUUUAUUUCAUUUUCUAUCCCUCUUUAGAUUUCACUCUCGUUAUCUCCUUCAUACAGUUUCUCACUUCUUUUUUCAUUCAUUUGUCAAGAUCUUUCUCUUUCUUUUCCCAAUAUCUCACUCAUUUUUCUCUUUCACUCUUUAUUUACAUUCCUUCUUAUUCAUUCUUUCUUUGUCUGUCUUUACAUGUGCUUUUUGUUUUUUCCUUUUCUUUCUCAUUUUUGCUUUCUUUCUUCCUUUUUAAUUUUUCUUUCCUCUUCCUUUUACCCAUAUUUUUUCUCCUUCCUGAUAUUUUGUUGCUUUCUUCUACAUUGUUCUUUCUCUUCUUUGCAUCCAUCUUUGCAUUCAAUCUUCUUUUCUUCUUCAAUAUAAUGUCAUCUUUCUCUUCUCUUCUCUGUUUCUGUUUCUUCUUCUUCUUCUUCUUCUUCUUCUUCUUCUUCUUCUUCUUCUUCUUCUUCUGUAUCAUUUUUUGCCCUUUUCAAAUUUAUUCUUAUCUUUUCUUCACUAAUUCUUACCAUUUCUCAAGAAAGCCACAAAAUUUUGUAGAACACUGGCUUUUCAAUGCACACACCUCAAUAUAUCUUUUGUUCUUUCUCACUUUUCUAAAAUCUCUCUCUCUCUCUCUCUUUCUUGACUGCUUCCAAUGUUUCUCUCUUCAUUUCUUCAGAAAUCAUUUUACAUUCUUCUCUCUUUUUUUUCCUUUAUUUCAUUUCAUGCUUAUUUUUUUGAUAUCUUUUUAUAUUCUUCUCUCUCAACAUGUUCCUCUCUUCAUCACUUUUCAUCCUUUUUUUUAUAUCCCUCUCAGUAAUCCUUUUUCUUUCUUUCAACAUAUUUCCCUCUUUAGAUUUCACUCUCUUUAUCUCCUUCAUACAGUUUCUCACUUCUUUUUUCAUUCAUUUGUCAAGAUCUUUCUCUUUCUUUUCCCAAUAUCUCACUCAUUUUUCUCUUUCACUCUUUAUUUACAUUCCUUCUUAUUCAUUCUUUGUUGA
Molecule: messenger RNA, 1149 nt
Organism: Acanthosepion pharaonis
Lineage: Eukaryota; Metazoa; Mollusca; Cephalopoda; Sepiida; Sepiidae
Source: the annotation of a GenBank genome assembly